AUGUUUUCAACAAGAAGCGAAUAUGAUAGAGGGGUAAACACCUUCUCUCCAGAAGGUAGACUCUUUCAAGUAGAAUAUGCAUUAGGAGCUAUAAAGCUGGGUAGUACAGCUAUAGGGAUAUGCGUAAAUGAUGGAGUAAUUUUAGCAUCGGAAAGAAGAAUUCCUUCCCCUUUAAUAGAGAAAGAUUCUGUAGAAAAAUUAUUACCUAUUGAUGAUCAUAUAGGAUGUGCAAUGAGUGGAUUGAUGGCAGAUGCAAGGACAUUGAUUGAUCAUGCAAGAGUAGAAUGCAAUCAUUAUAAAUUUAUAUAUAAUGAAAACAUAAAUAUAAAAUCUUGUGUAGAAUUAAUUUCUGAAUUAGCAUUAGAUUUUUCAAAUUUAUCAGACUCUAAAAGAAAAAAAAUUAUGAGCAGACCUUUUGGUGUUGCUUUAUUAAUAGGAGGUGUUGAUAAGAAUGGUCCGUGUUUAUGGUAUACAGAACCUUCUGGAACUAAUACCCGAUUUUUAGCUGCAUCUAUUGGGUCAGCACAAGAAGGUGCAGAACAAUUAUUACAAGAAAAUUAUAAUAAAAAUAUGAGUUUUGAAGAGGCAGAAAUUUUAGCCCUCACUGUAUUAAGACAAGUAAUGGAAGAUAAAUUAUCAUCUUCAAAUGUUGAGGUAGCUGCAAUCAAAAAAUCAGAUCAAACAUUUUAUAAAUACAACCCAGAAGAUAUUACUAAAAUUAUUGAUUCAUUGCCUUCUCCAAUAUACCCAACGAUUGACAUGACAGCAUAA
Plasmodium vinckei vinckei is the source of this 771-nucleotide messenger RNA. RefSeq names its product proteasome subunit alpha type-5, putative. The record is from RefSeq and is a predicted model, not a curated record. NCBI's taxonomy places the organism in Eukaryota, Apicomplexa, Aconoidasida, Haemosporida, Plasmodiidae. Gene Ontology annotation, cellular component: nucleus; proteasome core complex, alpha-subunit complex; proteasome core complex. The coding region runs from base 1 to 771 and encodes 256 amino acids. Gene Ontology annotation, biological process: proteasome-mediated ubiquitin-dependent protein catabolic process. The transcript is spliced from 3 exons.